Mytilinidion resinicola is the source of this 1317-nucleotide messenger RNA. RefSeq lists its product as uncharacterized. The transcript is spliced from 2 exons. The record is from RefSeq and is a predicted model, not a curated record. Bases 158 to 937 code for a protein of 259 amino acids. Lineage: Eukaryota; Fungi; Ascomycota; Dothideomycetes; Mytilinidiales; Mytilinidiaceae.
CUCUUCAACCACGCAAGCCUUUCUUUAACCCCCCACACAACACACAAACCUCUCUGUAAUAGCCCCUAACUAUAGAGUGUCUCACUCUCCUGCGGGCCGUUUGUCCAUCAGUCUCCUUAAAGAAUACUCUACCACCAGAGCACCACCCACAAUAGGCAUGGACUCGAUGCGGUCCCUGAACACUUCUUUGCCGUCGGCCUCCAGGCCAAAUCCUCCACCUCAACCGGACCUGCAUCAAGCCUUCCGAUCCGCGGCGCUCUCGGUGACAAACCUUUACAAGACCGCCGCGGCCGACCAAACCAGGGCUCAUGGAGAAGGCUACCGGGAAGCCCUAGAGGACCUACUAGCAUUUCUCGACAGCAAAAAUUUAGGCCUUGGAGAUGGAGAGGGAUGGAAGGUGCGGCAAUGGGCAACGGAGCGUCUAGAUGGAGAACCCACGACCAUGCAAUCGACAUCAGACAGCGACGAAGAGUCUGCCGAAGAGAAGCGAGCACGCAGUUCAUCGCCCGUAAUGGAAAGGAAGCAGAGCCCCGAAAUCCAGUCAUCAUCGCCGUCAUAUAGCCCCGAGCAGGAUGCCCGACCAGAGUCAGCACCGCCAAUACCACCACAAACCACUACACCGCAAACCGUAACCGAUAUCACGCCUCCACGGAGCGAGUUCACGUUCACCACCCAACACGCGUACCCGGCCAAUGUUGAGAGCGAGAUGGAGGUCUCGCCACCCACGUCGAUCCCCCAGAUGCGAGUCGAGCUCCAUCCACGUCGUCAGUCCAGUCGCCACCACAGCACCCGCCACAACACACGAUCGAACAACACCAACCUAGGCAAUGGUGCAGGUUUCAAGCGACGGCUACCCUUUAACGAGUACUUUGACCUCAGCGGGCCAUGGAACGGGAAGGAUGGAUUAGGGGGUAGCAAGCGAGGCCGGUUCUCGUAGGACGAAGCGCAUGGCGCAUAAUCCACGUUUAAGGGGGCGGCUGUCUUUUCUAGAAGCGGGUGCAUAUUCAAGAGGGGCGUUGUCUACCGGCACCAUCAAAGUGCCUGGACGCAUUGGUUGGCGUUGCAUCUACAGGAGUUUCUUUCCGAACCUGCCGAGAUACCAGUCUAGGAUGGCAGUCUGCAUAGCAUGGAGGCAUGGCUUAAGCGAUUUCUGCAAAGAAGAGGAGAUGUUAUUGGGGCCAGCGAUCCCCGUAGUGUACAAUACCCAGAUUUAAAUACAGCAUGGUACUACAACACAAAUAUUUCACGUCCGUGUGCUCAUAUCAAGUGACAGCUACUUUGCUAUUAGCGACACCAAUCUGUGAUACUCUUGUGAUA